UGGCGGUGCCGCGGGGCGGGCCGGAGCUGAGGCGUCGCCAGGGCGGCGCUCGGGUUUGUUGUAGUAACGGCCGCGAUGGCGGCGCGGCCGCCCCUGCCUGACUCGGUGCUGGUGCAGGUCUUGGCGCUGCUGCCGCUGCGGGACCGGCUGCGAGCCGCCAGGGUCUGCCGGCGGUGGCAGCAGCUGGCGCAGGACCGAGCGGUCUGGACGCAUGUGGAUUUGAGCCCUCACCGGAUCAGCCGCCGCACGCUGUGGCACCUGGUGCGCCACCGCCUCCCCGACAGCCUGUGCACCCUGCGGAUGCGGGGCGUGCCGCGCUCCGGCGGCAAGCAGCGGCUGCUCUCACCGGCACUGCUGGCUGCCCUUCGCAAGCGCUGCCCCCAGCUCCAUCGGCUGUGCCUGACCGAGACUGACCUCCGCCACGUCCCGUACGAGAGCAUGCCCGCCUCCGUCACCACACUGGAGCUGAGCCUUUGCGACAUCCCCGAUGCCUGGUUCUGCGUUUCCCCUUCGGUGCCACCACCACAGGUACAACACCUCGCUAUCCACAGCAUUCCCACCUUUUCUGACCAUCAUCUUCUUGACAUUUCCUCACAGAGCCACUUGAAGACGCUGAGCCUUUGUGGCACCUACCGCGUCACUGAUAUGGGGAUCCAAGCAGCAGCUCCACACCUGGAAGAGCUUGAACGCCUGAUUCUGCGGCACUGCAUCAUUGGUGAUGCUGCCAUGGUAUUCAUCGGGCGCCACAUGAAGCAGCUCCGCUACCUGGAAAUCAGCAAUGCCUACUUCCUGACAAACAGGGGGCUGGUUGCUAUUGUGACACUGGAGCACCUGGAGACCCUGUGCCUUGACCUCUAUGAUUUGGUCUCCCUUGGUACUGUUAUCGCUUUGUUGCAAGUGCUGCCUCGCCUGAACCACCUCAAAUUAGGUGGAACUUGCUUUGAAGAUGAACUUCUCAAUCUUCAAGUCACUGUCAGACUGGUCAUGAGGAUUCCUGAACACCUGAUCCCAAGAGCCAGACAUCCUGUUUGCCCGAGGCAUUGCUGGGGCUGCUGUUACCUCUGGGUUUUGCUGGCCAGCCUUCCUUGUGACAAGAGCAUCCCACAGGAAACAGAGUGGGACAACUAAUGCCUCAGUUGAGCCUUUUCUGCCCUGUUUUCAUCCCAAACGCCCCCUGCCCUCCAUUCGGCUGCAGCACAUGCAAUAAUCCUUUGGGUUUCACACGGUCCUGGAUGGCAGUGACCCUCCUUGUGGUGAAAUCCUCAUUGCUGUCAGGCAGCCUUUGUGCCCUUGCCUCUUUUUUGUUCCUAAACCCACUCUCAGGGUAGCUUCAGGGCAAAUAUCCAAAGGUAAAACAUUCCAGCUCUGCUUUGGAAAACAUCCCAAGGCUGCUGACUUAGUAACUACCACUCUGUGUUUACCCCAGACAAGGAGAUGAACACUGGUGGAAUCAGCCUUAUUAAAACCUCCAGCAUUCCCUGUUCCAGCACUCUCUGGGAUGGGGAGGGACAGUACAACAGGAAAAGGGAAAAUCAAAAACAGUAAAAAUCCAUCAGUCGGUCAAGGCACAGUGAGAGGCAGCAAGAACCUCAAUGUUCUCCUGAUCUUUGCAGCAGGAUUUUUACAAUCCUGAUGGCACAACAACAGAAUUUAAUAUCCCCACAGUCACAACAUGCCAAUUUUACAUUCAGUAACUGCUAAACAGGGAACAGCAAUUACAAAUUGAUAUGGUGCAAAGUGGAGUGUUUUAGGUUUGGAAACAGGAGGGGAGCUGUAAAUACUGGAUUACUGUGGGCAAAUUAGGGGAAUAAACAACUGAAAGGUCUUUAAUCAGCAGUUCUGGUUCUGCCCACCCUCCCCACAUACCUGCUUGAAGCUCUUUGGAGGGCCGUUCUUGACCUUUAUCUCUUCUGAUUUCCAAAUUCAAGGGGUUUCUACUCAGUUCAUCUCCAUUUCAUCUUUUACUGACUUGAGUGUUUCUUCCCCCAGCCCACCUUCUCGGUGUCCAUAUAUAUCACACAUCAUUACAUCAAAGCCCAAAUGUUUAAAAAAAUACAUAAUAAAUGUCCAACAGAGA
This is a messenger RNA of Vidua chalybeata, 2077 nucleotides long. It is a transcript of the gene FBXL12, whose product is annotated as F-box and leucine rich repeat protein 12. The coding region runs from base 76 to 1128 and encodes 350 amino acids. Lineage: Eukaryota; Metazoa; Chordata; Aves; Passeriformes; Viduidae. Gene Ontology annotation, molecular function: protein binding. The record is from RefSeq and is a predicted model, not a curated record. Gene Ontology annotation, cellular component: SCF ubiquitin ligase complex. Gene Ontology annotation, biological process: SCF-dependent proteasomal ubiquitin-dependent protein catabolic process. The transcript has 5 exons.